Messenger RNA from Saccostrea cuccullata (small rock oyster), 2004 nucleotides. RefSeq lists its product as uncharacterized. The transcript has 3 exons. The coding region runs from base 111 to 1184 and encodes 357 amino acids. The record is from RefSeq and is a predicted model, not a curated record. NCBI's taxonomy places the organism in Eukaryota, Metazoa, Mollusca, Bivalvia, Ostreida, Ostreidae.
UGAAGAGGAGACGGGUAGAUAACACUGUAUUGAAAUUUGCAAACGCUGCACAUCUUUUAUGUCUCGGAAAUGAAAAAUUGUCAGAUGCAGUUAAACUAUCACCUCUUAAGAUGAAAGGAAGCAAUGCAACACCCGGAUGUGAUUUUUCAAGAGUUAGGUGUGACACAGAAGUGUAUGAGGAGGAGGAUUUUUUGUUCGGGGACGUAUUCCAAUAUGGCUUGCAAGUACUCACAGAGUAUUUAUAUAAAAAGACACUACCAGAAGACAAGCCAUAUAAUUUAUUACUUGGAAAAUUACUAGAAUUCGUAGAAGAAGAAAGAAGUAUAAAAAUUGAUCCUCAGAAAUUAAGUGAAACAGAAUUGACAAUGCUGUUGGCAAAUCAUUUGUUUGGAAAACUUGCAACAUCCUGCUGCUAUGUAGUUGACAAAUCGUAUGCAAAGGAAAGGGAAGAUCAGUGCUUUUGUGAGGAUAAAUCUUGCAAGAUGACAGGUCAAUAUGGGGAUACAAGUGUAGGAAAUGUGGAAGUUUGGCAUGGGAAUUUAGAUAUAUUCAUCAAGAACGAGUUGAUUGUGGAGCCUGUGGAAGACAAACCAGACAGCCCUGGAGGAAAAGCUGAAGAGAAAGUGAAGUCCAGUGUGCUGUCCGGAAACCCUCAGAUAAUAGCGCAAACCAUAGUUUUUUCGUUCCUUCAGAAACAUACUCAUCCAGAAAGGGAGCAUUUUUUGACACCAUGCAUCGGAGUUGGAAAUACUACAAUGUUUGUUAUGUUCUAUGAUUCUGAGCAUGAUGUUAUCUUGGAAAGUUCUCAUAUACCUUUGUUUCAGAAAACAGGUCCGAGUAAAUAUGAAUUUGAUGAUGCUGCCAUUUUGGUUUCAUGGUUCGCAGUGAAUUACAAGUUCUUGAGUUCAGGUUUAACUGAAGCAAUGAGGAAAUACAAGGGACUUUUUUUUACAGAGGCAAAAGAUAAGCUUAAUGUGUAUGAAGAGAAAUUACGACUUGGAAAUGUUAUCCGGUCCCUCCCUACACAGAUUUUAAAAAAGAAAUCUUUACAAUUCAGUUCGUUUCUAGAAGAACAGGAAAAUAAAUUGAUUGAAAUAAUUCACAGAGAAAAAAGAGAGCAAAAGGUUAUUGACAAAGAAGGAGUGGAUGACCAGUCAGAAGCAGGACCAAGCUCUACAAACUGAGGAUAUACUUGUGUCUCGCCACAUCAGGGUAGAAACACUGUUUUGCCAUGGUUGUAUGUCUGCCUGGCUGACUUUUUUGCCUCUCUCACAUUUUUGAUUUGGAAAAAAUUAAACAUUUUGUUGUUUCCCUGAAAAGUAUCAGUAUGUACAUGUAAUAGAUCAUUAUGAUCAAGCAGUAUUUGUGUUACCUUUAAUUGUCAAUGACAGGUAUUAGUGUUUGAUUACAGGUAUUAGUGUUUGAUUACAGGUAUUAGUGUUUGAUAUUUAUAUUUUGAAUCCUAGCAAGCCACAAAAAAAGAUUUUGAGUACAUGAAGUUCAGUGGUUUUUUCAUUCAAGAAAAUUUUUAACAGGUUCAAAAAGAUAAGAAAGAAAAUAAUUGUAGUUUUGUAAUCAUUAUGUAACGAAUAUAAAUUAGGCAGACUAUCCAUUAUAUGUACAAAAUCUUAUAAUGUAAGAUAAUAUUUGUAUCAAUGUGGUAUUUGUGUGCACUGAUGGUUUUAUGUACAGUUGUGAAGAUUUGAAGUGGCAAAAUUAUUUUUUUAAAUAAAAUUUUAUGUAUUCUUUCUACAUGUAGAAUGCAAAUGCCACGACAACAAUAAACCUGUAUGAAAAUUGUAAAUUUCAUAUAUUUUUAUCAAUUCCGAAAAUGUUUUGUUAUUCCAAAAGUUAGCUUUUAAUGUACCUUUAUGAAUUAAUUUGAUAUGUGAUUAAAUUUUUAAUACAGCAAAUAUGUUGUCAACUGAAGGUAUUUUAAACAGGCAUGCAUGCUGUAUCUCUUUCACUUAAAUAAAGAAAGGUAAGUCCCAGAGGAGUAUGAAA